AUGGGUGCCGGAGCAACUGGUUUACGGGGAGCUCGUCUCUCACCAGAGGAGCGCGCAAAUAGCUCUAAAUCGCGGGCUAUCGAUCGAGCGUUGUCAAAGGAUCACACCGAUGACUUAAACCGCUUCAAAAUAUUGCUUCUGGGAACAUCGGAGAGUGGAAAGAGUACUAUUUUCAGACAAAUGAGGGUUCUCCAUUUGGAUGGUUAUGCUAAAGAGGAUGCACUCGAAUAUCUGUCAAUCAUUCAUUCGAAUUGCAUGGAAGCUCUGACCCAAUUGGUUAAUGCAUGUAGUGAUUUCGGAAUACAUCAUGAUAUUACUGUCCAGGAAGACGUCAAUCGCUUCGAAGACUUCAAAAGAAAGCUCCGUGAUCCAGAAGGACUGGUUAUCCCAGUAGUCAUUGGGCGGUGCAUGGACCGUGUUUGGCAAAGCUCAAGCCUCCAGAUGUGCUAUGAAACUCGUCGUUUCCGAUUUGCUCUUCUGGACAGCGCUAAAUAUUUCAUGGACAACAUUGUCCGCCUUACUGAAGACAACUAUGUCCCAACUAUUCAAGAUAUUGUUCACUGCCGUAUUUCCACAACGGGAAUCAACGAAAUUGUCUUCAAUCACAAGAAAAUGGAUUUCAAAAUGGUGGACGUGGGAGGACAACGUAGUGAGCGCCGCAAGUGGAUUCACUGUUUUGACAACGUCGACAUGAUUCUGUUUAUUGUCUCAAUGAGUGACUACGAUCAGUUGGACCCGGAAGACCACAAAUUCAACCGUAUGAAACAAAGCUAUGAAAUCUUUAAAACUAUCGUUCAUUCCGAUUUAUUCCGUCAUGCGUCUAUCGUUCUUUUCCUCAACAAGUAUGAUGUAUUUGUGGAGAAACUAAAAACCUCACCACUGCGAAGAAGUUUUAAAAACUAUGAAGGCGACAACUCCGAGGAGAGUGCUCGUGACUUCAUCAAAAAGCUAUUCCGCCGAUGUAUUACGGAUCGUCACAAGUUUUUUGUUUUCGAAACAACCGCUACGGACACUGGCAACAUUGACUUGGUGUUUGGAUCGGCGGUUGCACACAUCGUCAACGAAAACCUUCGUUCUGCCGGAUUGCACGAGUGA
Molecule: messenger RNA, 1095 nt
Organism: Caenorhabditis remanei
Lineage: Eukaryota; Metazoa; Nematoda; Chromadorea; Rhabditida; Rhabditidae
Exons: 9
Coding region: 1-1095 (364 amino acids)
Biological process (GO): adenylate cyclase-modulating G protein-coupled receptor signaling pathway
Cellular component (GO): heterotrimeric G-protein complex
Molecular function (GO): guanyl nucleotide binding; G-protein beta/gamma-subunit complex binding; GTPase activity
Source: RefSeq, a predicted model, not a curated record